Molecule: messenger RNA, 4480 nt
Organism: Nezara viridula (southern green stink bug)
Lineage: Eukaryota; Metazoa; Arthropoda; Insecta; Hemiptera; Pentatomidae
Source: the annotation of a GenBank genome assembly
UUGAAUUGACCGCUCUGUUGUAACGUAUUUAUGAAAUAAAUAUUUUUUAUUUUUAUUCUUUGGUUGUGAUACUUGAAUUUUAUUCUUAUGACAGCUUUUAGUCAUUGAACUGAAAAUUUUCCAGCUAAUGAUACCUUCGAUGAAAUAUGUUUUUAAUUUUAAUUUGAUUGUGAAUUAGGGUUUUGUCUCCAAUUUACUUUGUUUUCUUUAAAAUAUAUAUAUAGGCGAAUUGAAUAAUUUAUUUCAUUGAAAUGUGUUAUAAAUCGAUUUCAAGUAACGCCUAGACUUUGACCCAAGGUCCUAAGUCCGCAGACUUUCUUGCUGUGACAGAUUAACCAAUUUUUGCCUAAGUAAUGGCUGGGAUCAAAAGAAGGACAGAUUUCUUUGAGGUGAAUGUCACUCCAACAUCAAAAAAGAAAAGGGACUCGGAUCCUCCACCUUUCUUGGUUCUUGCUCCAUUUGCUCUUGUUCCAAAGAUUUCCUUCAAUAAUGUGAAACUACACUCUACUGUCAAAACAAUUGUUUACUUCAGGAACCCAGUUGAUACUAACAUUCAGAUAGCUCUAGAAGUGCAUGAGGAUUUGCUAAAUAUCGGGUUGCAAUUGAGUGCCUAUUCAUUCAAUAUUCCUGGGAAUUCAACUGAUUCUCUUGAAUUAAUCUGGACACCAUCAUCUGUAGUUCAAUUGAGAGGAAAAAUAUGUUUAAAACAUUUGAAUGGUGAUAAAAAAUUCUCUUAUAUAAGUGUAGCUUGUUCUUCUGUUGCUCCACAAUCUAAAAAGGUCCCUUCUAAACGGCUUACAAAUAAGAAAAACAAUAUAAUAAGUAAAAAAUCUAAUAAUGGCGACAUUACUAAGCUGAAAUCGGUGAGGUUUGCUGAUAAAUUUCCUGAAUGCCUCUCUACCAAUUCACUCAGAAGAGAAACUUAUGAAGUCAAAGAACCUAAGCUUUGUUUUCCGAGUGCGAUUGCAGAUGCUAAACCAAGACAUACUGACUAUUUAAUAAAUGCUUCAUUUAGUUCCUUAAAAGAGGAUGAAUUGGAACAUCAUUUUCAAAACUCAAAAACAGUUCAAACCUCUAGCCCUAAGUCUAAAGUUCAAGAAAAAAGAACAAACAGAGAACCUCUAAAAGAGUUCAAUCUAAAUAUUCAUUUAGGCGAAUUCCAAAGAGAAGAAUUUAAAAUGGAUAGAAUUGAUGGGGAUAUUUCUAUCGAUUUAUCUCAUUUAAGCUUCGAUAGAGAUAGCUUAGAUUCUCCAAUACAGUUGUCAGGUAAUUCAGCAUUGUUUGAAAUCUCCCCAUUCAAAGUAAGAUCGUUUGAUUCCAAAAUAAAAUUAGAGAAUCGCUUUGAUGAGACAUUCGAAGACAGAAAACCUAUAAUUAAUUUAUCUAUCAAUUCAGAACCGAUAAUGAGAACCAACAAACAUGAAGGAACAUUUUCCAUUAUAUCUCUUUGUUCAGAUUCUUCUUUUGAAAGAUCACAUAGCUCUACUCUUCAACCGGCAGAAGACGCAUCAAAGCCUACCCAGCCAUCUUUGUGUUUUGAGAUCUCUCCCUUAAAGCCUAUCUUGAAAAAGAGUAUCAGUUCCAUAUGUGCCCAGAAAGAAGUCAAUACUGGAGCAUUAAAUGUAAACAAGAAAGUAGAAAAACAAAAGAGCCCCAAAAGGACAGAUAAUAAAGGUGUUCUGUAUGAGGGUCCACACAAAGCUUUUUAUGAUGAACCAGAUUAUUUAUUACACCCUUAUGGAAUGACAGCUAUUAAAGAUCCUUUUUCCAAGCAUUCUAUACAUUGCCGAGAUUGGUUAGAGAAAGUUGAACUGGAGCUAAUCAAGUGGCUAAAUUCUCUUUUAAGACCUCCUAAAGAACUUGGAAGUAUUGUUGAAGGAGUUGAUGUUAUGAAGCUAUGGGACCAGUCAACAGCAAGCUCAUUAAAGUUAGCCCCAUCGCGUGAAACUGCCUGUAAAGAAUACGUGCUGUCUGAUGGGAGUCAUAUGAUAGCCUUAAGAAAAGCUGCCUCUGCUUUUGCCCAGUCAGAACAUAUGAAGAAGACAAUUUAUAAUAUCCGAGCGAAGAUCCAGAGUGGAUUUUUAAGUGUGAAAGAUAAUAUAAGCUUACACCAUAACCAAGGUGCUAGGGUACGCCUUGUUCAGAUGAUUAUGUACUAUAACCCUCUCUGGUUAAGAAUUGCUCUUGAAGUUAUUUAUGAAGAAGUUAUACCCUUAUAUGAAAAUAACAUCCAUCGUGGAUUAGUCUACUUUCUUAAACAAAAUUUACUUUCUAGUCAAUAUAUCAUUGAGAAGAAUAAAUUUCCAAAAUCAACUCAUCUAAAGCCAGAGUUUGCCACUGAAAUGAAUAAUUUUGUGGUGUUGAAGUUUCUUACUCUAGUUUAUUUCCUAGAUCAUGCAAAAAGGAAACGGCUUGUACCUUAUGAUCCAUGUCUGUUCUGCAAAAAUUCACCUAUCAAGGACAGUGAAGGUAUGCUGAAUGAAUUCAUCAAGGAUUUUCUAAAGUGUGUUGGUCAUUUUAAGAAAACUUUAAAAGCGAUAGGAUAUCAGUUAGAGUAUCGUCAAACGUACUUAGACGAGUUUGAUUAUGGUUUAUCUACGCAUUUGGAUUUAAGGGAUGGAGUUAGACUUACUCGUACCAUGGAAAUCAUUCUGAAGGAUCCAUCAUACUCGCAGAAAUUAUGGACACCUGCAGUAUCUCGCAUACAAAAAAUCCAUAAUGUUCAAGUCGCUCUUUCAGCCUUAGCAAAUAAUGGUUAUACAAUCAAUGAAGACAUCAUUGCUACGGAUAUUGUUAAUGGCCAUAGGGAAAAAAUAUAUUCCUUAAUUUGGCAAAUAUUGCACAAAUUCUUAGCUCCUAGGUAUCAAUCAGCUGCUGUAAAAAUUCAGAUUUGGUGGAGGAGGUACUAUGCCAAAAUCCGUGUAAAGAAAGAAGCUGCGAUAAAAAUACAAAGAUGGUAUAGGAAACAGGUAAAAAGAAUUGAGUUAAAAAAGAAAGAAAAGGCGGCAAAUAUAAUUUAUAAGUGGUACAGGAAUCACCUACAAAGGAGAUACUAUGAACGCAACUUCAAGGUGAUGAAGAAUGCUGUUAGCAUCAUAGAAAAGUGGUAUAAGAAUAUUAAAUUAUGUGAGAAGGAUAGGAAAACCUUUGUAUUAUUUAGAGCAUCUGUGGUUAAAAUUCAGCGUUGGUAUCGAGCAGUCGUUCUUGGAAGAGAUGAGCGAAAGAAGUUUAUUCUUUUUAGAUAUUCAGUUAUUAAAAUUCAAUUGGCCUAUCGUAGUUAUAGAGAAAUGAAGCUGUGCAGAGAUUAUUUUCUUAAAAAGAAGUCUGCUGCACUUAAAAUUCAAACAUGGUAUAGAUCUGUAUUAUUGGGUAGGAAUCUUCAAACUGCAUACUUAGUGCAAAAGAAGGCUGCUAUAACUAUACAAACUUGGUGGCGAAAACUUAAAGAUAGGCGUGAAUUUCUUAAAAAGAUAAAAGCUGCUGUUAUUAUUCAAAAAUGGUAUCGAUCUACUCAUAAAAAGAAGUUGGAUGAAGAAGCCCUACGAAUAAACAAAGCUGCUGCUCUUAUUCAGGCUUGGUGGCAUGGUUAUAUAACAAGAAAGAGAAUGAAAAAAUUCCUGGAAGAAAAGUUGAAAAAGACUAUUCAGAAAAAUAAAAAGCAAAAAAAGGGUAUUCCUUUGAAACAGCUGUUUACAAAUGCUGUAGGUUUCGUCUGCCAUAGUGGUAGAGAUUUGGGAAACCUCGUUGUCGCUUAUAAUGAUAUAGAUGUAUGUACAGUUUUUUCUCCAAUAUUAUGCUUGGAACUGGUCAAAGAUGAAUAUUUUUUUGAAUUCAUGUGGAAUGAUUUGAAUCAAGGAUUUCGUGAUGGACUGUAUUUAGAUAUUUUUGUCCAUUGUCUAAAUAUUAUAUUAAAACUAGCCAGAUAUCCUGAAACUAUUGACUAUCUUUUACAGAGCAUGGAUAUGUUUGGUGGUUAUACCAUCUUAGUAACGUUGAUGGGAAAGUUUAUAGAGAAGAAUACUGAAAUAUUUUGCAAAGCCGCAUCUGUUAUUUGGUUUCUCCUUCUAACUCGCCAAGAUAAAAAGUUGAGGGACAGCUUUGAUUUAGAAAGGUUGAAGUUUUACCAUAAAAAAAUUAUGGCAAAGAAAAAUUAUCAAGUUGAAAAGCACAGAUUUGUGCCACCGCUGAGGCCCGAUUGGGGAUACACCAACGAAUCGGUGUCCUUCUUAAGCGUGAGGACAGCAAUCGAGGAGCUGUUUGUUGUGAUGUCAUGACCUGUAUAUUACUAUUUUUAAUUUAUAACUUGUACCUGGUAGAAUUUUAUUUUUGAAGAUUUUAUUGAUGAGUAACGCAUUGAAUAUUAUAAAAUAAAAAAGGAUUAAUUUUAUUAUACAUACGCAUGAAAUAUGAAAUUAUGAUGAUGAAUUAUUUUUAUUAAACUUGAUUUUUGUGAUUGUUAUAAAUAAAUCAGUAAAUUAUU